Planococcus citri (citrus mealybug) is the source of this 1370-nucleotide messenger RNA. RefSeq names its product cilia- and flagella-associated protein 20 (gene Bug22). Gene Ontology annotation, biological process: cilium assembly; positive regulation of cell motility; regulation of cilium beat frequency involved in ciliary motility. Bases 279 to 860 code for a protein of 193 amino acids. The record is from RefSeq and is a predicted model, not a curated record. Gene Ontology annotation, cellular component: ciliary basal body; motile cilium. The transcript is spliced from 2 exons. NCBI's taxonomy places the organism in Eukaryota, Metazoa, Arthropoda, Insecta, Hemiptera, Pseudococcidae.
UUUUUUUUUUUUAGAAAAAAUACCGCUGAUAAAAAAAAUGAGUUUUAAAUUAAUUUAUCGUUUAAUAUUCGAUUAAAACGUUGCUAAAAAACGUUCAUUAUGUUAUUCUACCUUCUUUUAUAAUCGUAACUACGUCGUUAGCGGAUCACCGACCAUUGUUUAGUCGAAAUUCGCGAAUCGAUAACCGAUUUUAUUCUCUGUUAUUAGCCGGUUGCUAAGCGAUACCGCGGUUAUGACAUCUAAUAACUCGAACACAUCGUAUUCUUUUAGUUGAAAUCAUGUUUAAAAACACAUUUCAAAGUGGGUUUCUCUCGAUCCUCUACAGCAUCGGUAGUAAACCUUUACAAAUAUGGGAUAAAAAGGUUCGUAACGGUCACAUAAAGCGAAUCACUGAUAACGAUAUUCAGUCGCUAGUGCUGGAGAUAGUGGGCUCGAAUGUGAGCACUAUUUAUAUAACAUGUCCGGCCGAUCCUACGAAAACGCUCGGUAUCAAGCUUCCUUUCUUGGUGAUGAUAGUGAAGAAUCUAAAGAAGUAUUUCACGUUCGAAGUACAAAUCCUAGAUGAUAAAAACGUUCGACGAAGAUUUCGAGCCAGUAAUUACCAAUCGACGACUCGUGUUAAACCGUUCAUUUGUACGAUGCCGAUGAGACUAGACGAAGGUUGGAAUCAGAUACAGUUCAACUUGAUGGAUUUCACUAGACGAGCUUACGGUACUAAUUACGUAGAAACACUCAGAGUACAAAUUCACGCCAAUUGUCGUAUCCGUCGAGUAUAUUUUUCCGAUCGGUUGUAUUCCGAAGAUGAAUUACCUGCCGAGUUUAAGUUAUUUUUACCUAUUCAGAAUAAAGUCAAGCAGUAAUAUGUACACUGUUGUGAACCGAUUUUGUACUCAUUAUUUUAAUUUCAACUUCCAAUUUUACACCUACUUGAUGAAUAAUGUUUUACUUACGUUUUCGUCAGUGUUAUUUUUUCAUUGUAUAAUUUAUUAUUUUGUUGUAUUGAUUUAGUUCAGUGAAGUAUUGUGCAAUUUUGAUAUCCAACUAUUAUGAGAGGUUGAAUGGAAAAAGUCUUUUCUUUUCAUUUAUUUAUUUAUUUAUGUUUACUGAUUUUUACAAGUUCAAAUUCAAAACAGAUUUGAAAUUUUUUUAUAGCAAACAUUUUACCAAUUAUUCGUUUUUUUUUUUUUUUUUUUUUUUCGUUGAAGAACACUUCUUUAAUAUUGUUGAGUAUGGUGGAAAUUUUAAAUUUAUAAUUAUUCAGAAUUGUAAAAAUUAGGAAAAACAAAAAAAUUGACCUAGAUCCUUCUUCCAUGGAAUCUCUCAUAUUAUAGUAAGUUGCAAACGAAUAAUAAAAAUGAUCUUAUUUAUGA